GUUGUUGUUGUUGUUGUUGUUGUUGUUGUUUUUCAUAUGCUCCCCUUUAGUUCCUGAAAACCUUUCACAUGAACUCUUAAGUACAAAAAUAUAAAUGAAAUAAACAUGUUUCCAAAUUCUGGAGCAGCCAUAAACAUCAUUUUUCUGACGAUACACAUCGGUACCAAAGCACGUUUAGAAUAUUGGACGGUUUAAUGUAGUAUCCGGUGGGAUGUAAUAGCAGGUUAAAGAGACAAUAACAACCACCACCCCCGGCCCUAGUCCCCCUCCCUCCUCCUCUUCUUAGACGCUCUGUCACAUCGAGCUUGGUCGUGUCUCGCAUUCGUCGGUGCUCCACUCCGGUCCCCGGGCGCUCCGGACCUGCCACGCGUGCAGAAACGUACUGUGGACCUACUCAGGAAUUCUCCAUCCCAACACCCAAUUCCUGACGCUGAGGAUUUACUUAUUUAGUUCACAGUUUUCAGCCCAGUUUAAAAACUUUUCCGAUCAGAUUUUUUUUUCUCACCGGUGAUGCCUCCGGACUGGAGACGCACUGGGACGCACCCGAACGUGAAAGGUGCAGCACUCUUAAACGGCCAAAGACUUCGAGGAAGCUCUGUGUACACAAAAAUGAAAGAAAGUUGACGGUUUGGCGGCAGAUUUGAGUUUAAAAACUAUCAAAACCCAGAGAUGGAUCAAUCGAUCACACGGUUUCAUUUUGCGGUUUAGAGCCAUGAGGAUGUGUGCAGCCCUGAGUCUCCUGUGUUUGUGGCUGUGCAGCGAGGCCGUCGUUUGUCAACUUCACUGGGACAAAACAAAGACGACGUUUAGUCCUUAUAAUAAAUCCGCCACCGUUGAAAGGAAUGUGCACAGCCGGAGAUGGCGCACAGUCAGCCAGGAGGACCGUGGGGGGACACGCAGUACGAGUGCAGAAGCCUCAUGGCUGGUUCCUCUAAACUCCUCGUCGUCUGAGCUGCCAGAGAAAAAGAUCACCAGGCGCUCUCUGCGUGAAGGUGGUGCCCAAAGUGGAACUCGGUCAUUUUUACCAGAAGUUUUAAUUUUAGGCACGAAAGAAAAUGAUAAAAAUGAGCCGAGCAAUGAAGUGUCUAAACAAACCCAGCAUGGACACAACUGCACGCGCAGGAUGAGUGGACGCACACGAAGGCAAAGGCGGGUUGCCGUAUCCGGCAGGGCGACGCACAGCGAACCGCUACCUGUGGCCAUGGCGCAGGAGCUAGAAGCCGACCCCCCCUUCAGACUCAAUACAAGUGACUAUGAGGACGAGUACUCUCUCCCGGACUUUCCCGACACCACGCGGCUCGUUCCGGUGAACACGCGAACCAGACGCAAGCAGGUAAAGAAUCCAUUCUACCCGGUAACCGCGGAUUCGUACGGAGCCUACGCUGUACUGAUAACCGCCGCCCUCAUCUUUACAGUGGGCAUCAUUGGGAACGUGUCGAUCAUGUGUAUUGUAUGUCACAACUACUACAUGAGGAGCAUCUCCAACUCGUUGCUAGCCAGCCUCGCGCUCUGGGAUUUCGUCAUCAUCUUCUUCUGCUUGCCGCUUGUGGUGUUUCAUGAGCUCACCAAGAAAUGGCUGCUGGGAGAGUUCUCAUGCAGGAUUAUCCCCUAUCUGGAGGUGGUUUCUCUUGGGAUCACAACCUUCACACUGUGUGCUCUGUGCAUUGAUCGUUUCCGGGCAGCCACCAACGUGCAGAUCUAUUAUGAGAUGAUUGAGAACUGGGCAUCUACCACUGCAAAGCUGGCGGUCAUCUGGGUGGGCGCUUUGCUGCUGGCGUUGCCUGAGCUGCUGAUCAGACAGCUGGUCACUGAGGACGACGAGCCACCUGAUGUGACACCAUGUGAACGUUGUGUAGUUCGCAUCUCAACAGACCUCCCGGACACACUCUAUGUCUUGGGGCUCACCUACAACAGUGCACGCCUCUGGUGGUACUUUGGCUGCUUUUUCUGCCUGCCAACGCUGUUCACCAUCUGCAGCUCACUAGCGACUGCCCGCAAGAUCCGCAACGCCGAGUGGGCCUGUGUCCGUGGGGGCAAGAAGCAGCUUCAGCUGGAAAGCCAGAUGAACUGUGCCGUGGUAGCUUUGGCCAUCCUCUAUGGGUUCUGCAUCAUUCCAGAGAACAUCUGCAACAUCAUUAAUGUGUAUAUGGCGGCCACCAUUCCCAGGAGAGCCCUGGACAUUCUGCACCUUGUCAGCCAGAUGAUGCUCUUUUGCAAAUCGGCUGUGACGCCCGUUUUGCUGUUUUGUCUAUGCCAGCCAUUUGCCAGAGCCUUCUUGGACUGCUGUUGCUGCUGCUGCGACGAAUGUGGCCCGCCCCACUCCCCCACCACUGCCACUAGCAACAUUGACAAUGAGUGCACCACCACCGAGCUUGAGCUGUCGCCAUUCAAUACCACCCGCAGGGAAGCAUCCACCUCUGCCACCUACUCUGCUGUGGGGACAAACUACUGAGGUCAAUAAUCAACAUUGCCAUUGUACCAAUCCAUAGCUAUGAUUUUGCACGCAAGGGUUGACCCUGCUUUCCAGCACUCGACGCUUGAGAGGGGAAGUACGAUGCGAUGAUAUGAUAGAUUAUUGACAAGCGCUCUCUCCUACAGUGUCCAAGAGUGGAGCUACACCUGAGUGGAUAAACACCUUGUCUCCCCAAUUUUAAACCCAAACAAACAUUCAAUUCAAAAGCUUAGCAAAAACUUGUUUCUAAAAUAUCUGAGAUAAUUCAAAGGACAUACAACUAUAUAUAAAAUGAACAUUCUACAUAUUAAGUAGUUAGUUACAGUUUGUUCCAUUAUGAGAGGUGUUACACCAAACGCCCUGAAUUGUCUAAAACAACCCGAUGUACGGCAGGGCUGGAAUGGCUGCAGUGAAAGGAAUGUGUGGCUCCUGUGGACACAGACCCUGAGACUGCGCUUCAUCUGAUGGGAUCAGCAGAUAGUUUUUUGUUUGUUUGUUUACUUGUUUGUUUUUAAAACACCCCAAACUCUUGAACACGCUUAUGUUUACUGACUCACCGAAUGAACCUGCUCUCUAUCUAUUAACUGUUAAAAGAUUUUCUAUAUUUGAAUGAACAGUAUUAGCCACUGGCAAAAACCUCAGCAUUUUUAAUGAACUCACUGGUAUUUUUACUGAAUCUGAGAUCAGUUGUAAACUACUUUUUGUCACUGUUUACAAAAUCUGAAACAAGACAUGGUUGGUACAUUUCUGAUGUCACGAGAGUUUGUACCGUAAUUCAAUUUGUUUACAGAUACUUUUGUAAUUCUCCUCCGCACAGUUUAACUUUCAAAGCCAGAGGAGCGAAUUUUACCCGUGGUUGUGCAGAAAUGUUUUCACGUAAAUAUGCAGUUGUUUUAGCUCCACCAGCAUUUCCUUCUGUGGUACAGACAUUAGUAACAGUUACUGUAGUACCUAGAUGUUUUAAAUAUAGUCAGUCACAACUGUUUUUUUUUUCUCUUUCUGUCAAAAAUUGUAGUUAAUUAUAGAAAAGUAUAUAAUUUUUUUUUUUAAAGAAAUUUACAUUGAAAUAGACUUCAUGUCUGUUGGCCCUUUGACACACUGGUGACCUGUCCACAGUAUACCCCACUUCUUAUCCUCUAGCAGCUGGGAUAGGCUGGAGCCCCUCGGCAACCCCUAAUUGGCCACUAACCUUUCAAAGAAAGAUUUUAAGAUUGUAUUUAUAUUAUUGUAGGUUUCUACCUUACAAUAUACAGUGCCUUGAGGCAACCACUGUUGUAAUUUGAUGCCACACAAAUAAAACUCAAUUGAAUUUGAAGUAAAUUUAUAUAGUAGUCAGUUCCCUUUCUCCAAAUGGUCCUUUUAAGAAACUGUAACCAAAUUAUAAUUUAGUAUAAAUAAAGAUUUCAUUAAAAAGCAUUUUCCAUGAAA
Messenger RNA from Haplochromis burtoni (Burton's mouthbrooder), 3880 nucleotides. It is a transcript of the gene gpr37a, whose product is annotated as G protein-coupled receptor 37a. Lineage: Eukaryota; Metazoa; Chordata; Actinopteri; Cichliformes; Cichlidae. Gene Ontology annotation, molecular function: prosaposin receptor activity; G protein-coupled peptide receptor activity. The transcript is spliced from 2 exons. The coding region runs from base 713 to 2452 and encodes 579 amino acids. Gene Ontology annotation, cellular component: plasma membrane; signaling receptor complex. Gene Ontology annotation, biological process: positive regulation of MAPK cascade; adenylate cyclase-inhibiting G protein-coupled receptor signaling pathway. The record is from RefSeq and is a predicted model, not a curated record.